Bicyclus anynana (squinting bush brown) is the source of this 2245-nucleotide messenger RNA. Its product is annotated as NADPH oxidase 4. The transcript is spliced from 12 exons. Gene Ontology annotation, molecular function: superoxide-generating NAD(P)H oxidase activity. The coding region runs from base 377 to 2176 and encodes 599 amino acids. Gene Ontology annotation, cellular component: plasma membrane; NADPH oxidase complex. The record is from RefSeq and is a predicted model, not a curated record. Gene Ontology annotation, biological process: defense response; superoxide anion generation. NCBI's taxonomy places the organism in Eukaryota, Metazoa, Arthropoda, Insecta, Lepidoptera, Nymphalidae.
AAAGAUGAAAUGGGUAUUGAUAUUUGAUACUGAACAACUGGAGCUGGACUAUAAUCAUGGGGAGCGAAACGAUGACCUAACAAAUCUCAGCCUAUUCUCCGUGUGCUCGGACGCGGCACGGCGGCAGUCACCCGCGUCCUUUCCGAACACAUAACACGUUAUAAUGGUUAUUCACGCCGGAACUCUAACCUUAAAAUAAAUUUAAAAAAAUAUCAAGUGAAAAAAAAAACAAGAGCGGGAAAGUAAUCAAACCGAUUACCGAACGCUGAGCAAGCGUUGUUCCAAUUUCAAAUUAUGGAAAUACUUAAUUAUUGUUUAAAUUGACGACGGCUUUAUUUUAAAUUUAAAAUAGUUUAAUUAUUUUUAAUUUAACGACAUGUCGCGAUAUUUAUACGAUUUAUGUGUGUUUUUAAGGAGACGCAUCUAUUUGAUAUCAUGGAUCUCAUUAAUUUUAUAUAUUUUUUACAAAUCUUUUACAUUUUAUUUAAAUGGUCGCCAGUUUUAUUACUUACGGCGUAUGUUAGGGUUAGGCCUCUGCGUAUCGCGCGGUACUGCGACGGUUUUGAACCUAUGCUGUGCUCUAGUUCUGUUCCCGUUAUGUAAGAAGCUGAACCAACUGCUGUAUAGAAUGAUGUCUAAAAUAUGCCCGGGGCUAUUUAUCUUCUGGCUGGAGAGAACGAAGAGUUUCCACAUGACUGUUGCAAUUACGCUGGUGUUUUUUGCAGUCGUACAUUCCGUGUCGCAUUUCGUGAACUUAUGGAAUUUUUCACGAAGCUACGACGAAGAAAGGCAGGAAAUUAACAUGGCGAGUUACAGAAACCAGAGUCCAUUACUCUUACUGAUAAGUGUACCAGGCGUGACUGGUACUUCGAUGCUGAUCAUCGUGCUAAGCAUGGGGUUGACCUCCACCACAUAUGUGAGACGUAGGGUAUAUAACGUGUUCUGGUACACCCAUCAACUGUAUCUGCUUUUCAUGGUGUUGCUAAUGAUACAUCCGUUGAGUGGCAUUUUGAAGGAACAAGUUUUUGACGAAGAUGUUAUAGUUAGUAAUGAAACAAAUAUAUCAGCAAAUAUUUCAUCACAAUACAGUCCGAAAUUUGCACCAAUCAAUUCAGUGACGUGGCAAUGGAUGGCGUUACCUCUCAGCUGCUUUUUUAUAGACUUGAUGUGGAGAAUAUUUUCGAGGAAUCUCGCGAGAGUUCGAAUUUUGAAUGUAACCCACAUGUCCGGCCGCACCAUAAGCCUGACUCUAAGCAGUCCGCACGAGCAGUUCUCGUGUCGGAAAGGGCAGUACGUGCUGAUGCAAUGUUUAGAAGUAUCCUUGUUAGAAUGGCAUCCGUUCACUGCGGUUGAGAUUCCUACACAAACCCAGAGAGUAUUUGUUAUUUGGAUAAAAAUAAAAGGAGACUGGACGGAGUGUUUAGAAAAAUUAUUAAACGAAAAAGGAACAAACCUAACUAUUCUUAUAGACGGUCCUUUUUCAAGUCCAAUGGAAGGUAUAAGUUCGAGCAGAAUUGCAAUAUGUGUAGCGGCGGGCGUUGGAAUCACUCCUUUUGUGUCUGCACUUAGAGAUAUACUCCAGAAUCCCAGAAGCAGAUUGCCGAAUAGAAUCCAUUUGAUAUGGAUCGUAAGACAUGAAUCUGAACUUACAUGGAUUGCGAAACUAGCUAACGAUACCAUGUUGCAAUUGAGAAAUGCCAACAGACCAGACCGACUGCAUUUAGAGCUUUAUGUGACAAAUAGUAAUGAAAUUGAUACCAAAAAAGAAGAAAGUGAUAUAAAUAGUGCCAUAGUACAUAUUGUAGUUAAUGAAAAUGGAAAUCUAAGUCAUGUAAUAGAUAGAACGGACAAUGGCGAGGAAACAUCACUUUUAACGCCACAUUUGAAAAGAAAUGGCUGUGCUUUUAGUGAUAAAUCAACUGUAAAUAAACUACAUGAUACUCGUAGAUGUGAUAUUGCAAAGAAGUACCCUUUGAUUGGUUGUCGAGUGAAAAGUGGAAGGCCACAUUGGGAUCGAGUGUUUGGAUAUUGGAUACAUUUAUAUCCAAAGGAACAUCUAAACCUUUACUGCUGUGGACCAAAGAAACUAGUUAAAAUAUUAAGGAGCAAGUGUAAAUAUUAUUCUUCAAGAUCAUCAAAGACUCGUUUCACUUUCAUCCAUGAGAGUUUUUCCUGAUUUAUUGAAACUAUACCUAUUGUUAAUAAGUUAUGGACUGAAAUUAAAUACUGUGUAUUUAAAUGAUUU